This is a messenger RNA of Myxocyprinus asiaticus (Chinese sucker), 3069 nucleotides long. It is a transcript of the gene prkd4, whose product is annotated as protein kinase D4. Lineage: Eukaryota; Metazoa; Chordata; Actinopteri; Cypriniformes; Catostomidae. Gene Ontology annotation, biological process: protein phosphorylation. Gene Ontology annotation, molecular function: protein serine/threonine kinase activity; ATP binding. Bases 75 to 2558 code for a protein of 827 amino acids. The record is from RefSeq and is a predicted model, not a curated record. The transcript is spliced from 18 exons.
AAGGAAAUCAGCAAGAGUAGUGUCUAAAACAGUUCUGAAAAAUGUGCUAGUUCAAAUUAAACUACGUGAGAAAAAUGGCUGCCAACACAAACCACAGUCUGAAAAAUGUUGAUGUCAGCAGUCAUGUCUCCAGUGUUUCUGGAUCUUUCUCUCAGCUGUCUAUGGGGUCAGAGUCCACCCCGUCGGGGCCCAUCCAUGUCUUUUUUCAGAUUGGACUACUCAAAGAGCAUGUACGGAUAUCUGAGGGGCGCCUUAGCUUUCAAGAGGCAAAGCAUCUCGCAGCAGAAAUAAUUGAAAACAAGGCUUCGGAGUGCAGGUUCGUUGGUCUCAGUGAGAAGCUGCUGUUGUUCAGACAUGAGCCGGACACAGAGCAGAUUUUACAAAGACUCACGGAACAGCACCACAUACAUGAUGGAGAUCUGGUGGAGGUGGUGCUUGCUGACAAGGCUUCUGUGUCCGAGAAUAAUUUCCGCCCACAUUCCCUGGUUGUCCAAUCAUAUCGCACACCUACAUUUUGUCACUACUGCGGUGAGAUGUUGUGGGGGCUGGUCCGACAGGGCCUGAAAUGCAAAGGUUGUGGUUUAGACCUACACAAGCGCUGUGCACUCAGGCUGUCCAAUGACUGCUCUCGUGUAAAUCGGCGAUGUGGCCCCAGUCUGUCUCUUUUUCCUCCCAGCAGGCCGUGGGCCCUGUCCCUCUCCAAUCACUCGGGUGGAAGUCUGGAGGAGAUUAGCAUGUCGAAGCCCUCACGCUCUCGGCCUCCAUCCUGGGCAGAUGUGCCGGUGUGGGUGGGGGUAUGUGAGGGAAAGGAGGGCCGACCACGUGUUCCUCACACCUUUCACAUUCACACUUACACCAAACCCACCGUCUGUCAGUACUGCUUCAGACUGCUCAAGGGCCUCUUCCGGCAGGGAAUGCAGUGCUCAGACUGUAAGUUUAAUUGUCAUCGCAGGUGUGAGUCUCUUGUUCCUCCUGAAUGUAGGGGUGAGAAAGCAAAUGGAGAAGAGGCUGGAGGGAGCCAUGUGAUAGACUCUGAGGAAAAUGUGGCCGUGGUGUCAGAAAACACUCUUUAUGAAGAACUGCGUUUUAAAGAUCUGCCUCCCACAGCAGAAUUGACACCACUGCAACCUUCUGUCACUCCGUGUUUCAGCAGUAAUAUUCCUCUGAUGCGAGUGGUUCAGUCAGUGAAACAUAGUAAAAGAAGAGGCAGUGGAGUGUUAAAGAAAGGCUGGUUAAUACACCACACCAGCACUGACACACUGAGAAAACGCCACCACUGGGUAUUAGAUAUGAAAACUAUCACCCUGUAUCCAAAUGAAAACAGCAACAAGUACUAUAAGGAGAUCUCACUCUCAGAGGUGCUGCAGGUUCGAGGCCCUGGUCAGCUGACCAUGCCCGUGUUGCCAGACAACAGCAAGCAUUCAUUUGAGCUGGUGACAGGCACAUUAGUGUACUGUGUGUUUGCAGAUGAAGAGGGCCCUUCCUGGGAAUCGGCCCUCAAACUGGCCCUGAGGCCUGUUCAGGGCACCACAAUGGACAUGACAGAUGCCACAGAUGAUGGAACACAUGGUGAAGAGACACAGGACAUCUGUGAGCUGUAUCAGAUCUUUUCUGAUGAAGUGUUGGGUUCGGGUCAAUUUGGGGUUGUUUACGGAGGCACUCACAGACAGACGGGUCGUCCGGUCGCCGUUAAAGUCAUUGAUAAAACACGAUUUCGCACCAAACAAGAGAAACAGAGUAAAAAUGAGGUCUCAAUAUUGCAGAGAUUGUCUCAUCAUGGCGUGAUUCAUUUGGAAGGAAUGUUUGAGACAGCAGAACAUACUUUUGUUGUCAUGGAGAAGCUCCAUAGUGACAUGUUAGAGAUGAUUUUGUCCCAUGAGAAUGGACGUCUGCCUGAACGUACCACUCGUUUUCUUGUUACACAGGUUUUGGAGGCUCUGAGGUACCUCCAUUUUAGGAACAUUGCACACUGUGACCUGAAACCAGAGAAUGUGCUGCUGGCCUCGCCUGAUCCAUUUCCUCAGGUUAAACUGUGUGAUUUUGGUUUUGCCCGUAUCAUUGGAGAGAAAUCUUUCCGCCGCUCUGUAGUUGGGACCCCUGCAUAUUUGGCACCCGAGGUCAUCAGUAGCCAUGGUUACAAUCGUUCUCUAGACAUGUGGGCCGUAGGGGUGAUUUUAUAUGUCAGUUUAAGUGGAACAUUUCCUUUCAACGAGGAUGAGGAUAUUCAUCAACAGAUCACCAAUGCUUCUUUCAUGUAUCCACGCCAACCGUGGUCUCUCAUCUCGCUGGAGGCGGUGAACCUGAUAAAAAACCUGCUGCAGGUGGUGGUAAGACGCAGGUUCAGUGUUGGCAAAGCGAUGGGUCACCCCUGGUUUCAGAACUUCCAGCUGUGGUGUGACCUGAGGGAGUUUGAGCAGCGGAUGGGAUUGCGGUACCUCACGCAUGAGGCAGAUGAUAAGCACUGGAGGUCUCAUGCCCAGGAGAAAGGCCUCCAUUUUCCAGAACAUUUAGCAGCAGAAGCAAGUGAAGAGCAGGAACAUCAGCCAUCAGCCAAAUAGAUUUUACUUUCAUAACUGUAAAUAAUGCAUUAUGUGUGUAGCCUUGUGAAUCUGCAUUUUCAUAUAUCUCUUUUUCUGUAAAUACAUUUGAAAACAUUGUUCAAUAAAACAAGAAAAAAAGACUAACCUUGAGUUUUUCAACUCAAAAGCUGUAAUUAUAACCAUGUUAAUAUCAUACCCCCCAAACCAUCUCACCCAGUUUGAUCAUUGUGAAAUGUGGUAGUAAUGUGGGGUUACUACCGCAAAGCUGCACUCAGUAACUUUUAUCUUUGUGUCAUCUUGGACUUACACUGACACCUAGCGGCUUGGAUGCAGCAUCAUUUAAAAUCAAUAGUUUUCAGUUUCAGAUGUCACUGUAGAAAAGUAGUAUUCACGGUCAGCCAUGAUUACUUUAAUCAGUGAGUGAAAGUGUCAAAUAACAGUAUGGUUACUGAGAUUAAGCGAGUAGUAUCCGGCUGGUCAUGUGAUUUUAACAUGGCAGCCCCCAUGUGCGGACCUUCUCCAUGUAGAA